Calypte anna (Anna's hummingbird) is the source of this 1111-nucleotide messenger RNA. It is a transcript of the gene GSTK1, whose product is annotated as glutathione S-transferase kappa 1. Gene Ontology annotation, cellular component: peroxisome; mitochondrion. Gene Ontology annotation, molecular function: glutathione transferase activity; glutathione peroxidase activity. The coding region runs from base 104 to 769 and encodes 221 amino acids. Gene Ontology annotation, biological process: glutathione metabolic process. The transcript is spliced from 8 exons. The record is from RefSeq and is a predicted model, not a curated record. Lineage: Eukaryota; Metazoa; Chordata; Aves; Apodiformes; Trochilidae.
CCGCCUCCGUCCCCCGCCUGCGCCGGGGGAGGCGCCGCCGCCGCUGUUGCCGCCGGAGAGCGCUCAUAGCAGCGGCGGCGGAGGAGGAGGAGUCGGGGAGAGGAUGGGGCGGACGGUCGUGGAGUUUUUUUACGAUGUGGUGUCCCCUUACUCCUGGCUGGGGUUUGAGGUGCUUUGCCGGUACCAGCACAUCUGGAAUAUUGAUCUGUGCCUUCGCCCAGCUUUCCUUGGUGGCAUAAUGCAAGCAACUGGUAACAAGCCCCCAGGAUUGUUGCCGAAGCGUGCAGAAUACUUGCUGAAGGAUGUAAAAAGGAUGGCAAAAUACUACCAAGUGCCUGUAGAGAUUUCAGAAAAUGACUUCCAGCGUAUCCUUAAUACAAACAGUCUUGGGGCCAUGCGUUUCAUCACAGCCAUUGAUAUGACACACCCACAAUACUUGGAACCCUUAUCUAGAGAGUUCUGGACACGUUUUUGGUCACAGCAUCAAGAUAUCAGUGAGCCGGAGAGUAUAGUGGCUGUUUCAGGACUGGCUGGGCUAUCAUCAGAGGUCACCCAGGAGCUACUUGAAAUGAUUUCAACCCCUGCAGUGAAGAACCGACUGAAAGAGACAACAGAGAAAGCAAUAAAUUAUGGGGCAUUUGGGAUGCCUUCUUUUGUGGCACAUUUUAAUGGGGAACCUCAUCUCUUUUUUGGCUCUGAUCGUAUCGAGCUGCUAGGCAGCAUUAUAGGUGAAAAAUGGCUGGGGCCACUUCCAAGCUCUAAGAUGUGAAAAGUCCUGGAGAAAUACGAGUGAAAUGAAUGUACAUGGUCAGUCUUCAGUGAUUACCUGAAUGUAUCCAAUUCUAUGAAGAGAUAGCUUUUUCAUCCUUAACAGCUAACUUUACAGCUUGGUUUCAUCUCUUAAUUUUGAAGAACUGGAAGGUUUGCCAGUAUUACCAGUGUGGUGAGGUCUUUACCCAGACAAACAUACUUCUUUUCUUUCAACAUAUCAAUGAUUAACAUUAAAGGUGAAACACUAAAUAUUUAACUUCCGACAGAUUAAACAUUCAUUUUCCUGAUUAAUUCUCUUUCUCACUGUAAAAGCAUGAGGAUUAAAUUGUUGUUAUUGGGA